AUGUGCAAAAAAGCCACGAUAGGCGCCAACACGCUGGACGUAGCCGAGAUGAAGGCCAAAAUUCGGAGCUCCAAACUGCACGUGCUAACCUUCGCAACCCAUGAGCAAGGGUACUUCAAAACGUUGAAGGAAAGUUGCUCCCGUUUGAACAUAGAACUGACUGUUCUAGGCAUGGGCAAAAAAUGGGAAGGGUUCAUAACAAAAUUGGUAAAAGUAAAGGAAUACAUAAAAUCGUGCAACGACAACGACAUCGUCCUUUUUGUGGACGGGUUCGAUACAUUUUUCGUUCAGCCAGCUAAUGUAAUUGUGGAAAGGUACAUAAUGAAUUACGAUAAUUUAUUUGUAUGCACAAGCGAAAGCACCUAUUCGAAUAGCUUCUUCCUUCUACGGAUUAUUGAAAAUAUGCAUUUAAUUUUUCACAACAGCAUUUUUAAAAAUAAUGACAACACUGAAUGGGAUUCCAUGAGGAUUCGAGACAAAUAUAAAGGCUUCACUUAUUUUUAUAAAAAUUUAAAUUUAUUAAAUUCCGGCGGUUGGAUAAGUAAUGUCUUCUUAGCCAAAAAAAUUUUGCAAUACAUCCCAUCCUUUAUUGAGAACGAUCAGAUUUUCCUCACCAACUUGUACUUAGACUGCAACUAUUUGAUGAAGCUGCAGAAGGAUAGCCCUACACACGGAGAGAAAAACGCACUUCAUAGUUGCAUCCCUCAGGAGAAUGCGAAAUAUUACAACAGAAUUAUCGUUGACAAUCACAACAUUAUUUUUCAUUUGUUUCGAAGCAAAGGGAACGUGGCUCUGAUGAGCUACCAGGACUCUGUGCAGUUUUUUCCUUUUCGCCCGUUGCUCAGCGUGUACUACCAGAACAAGCAAGGAAACGCGGAGGCCAAAAAAAAUAUAAAAAUUGGACAAGCUAGCCAAACGGAGGAAAAAAAUAUAAAAAUUGGACCGGCUAGCCAAAAGGAGGGAAAAAAUAAAAAAAAUGGCCAAGCUAGCCAAACGGAAGAAAAAAAUAAAAAAAAUGGCCAAGCUAGCCAAACGGAGGAAAAAAAAAAAAAAAAUUCAGUCUUAUCCUCCAUAGUGGAAUUUUUAAAAAAAAAAAAAAGCCAAGGGAGAGAGUUAACAAAAAACGAAAUAGACGCACACCAACGGACAGAGUCCCACACCCUUGGCAGGGGGAAUACUCCGAAAGGAACCUCCCCUGGGAAGCAUCAUACCGAUGCACACGCAGUCACAUGGAUGAAGCAGAAGACCAUUCUGGACGAAGUGUACAUGGAUGAAGGGCAAAGGAAAAUCGGUCAGAUAGAAAAAACAUUCAAUUACUCCAUAAUUGACACGCACACACACACCUCCCCGUGUGUUCUCCACAUGCACUGUCUGCGAAAUGUGGACGAGAUAAUUCGCACCAUGGGAUUGAAAAAUAUAUACUCAGCCAAAUGGUACAGCAAUAUAUGGUACCUCUUUUACAGCCUAAAAGGGACGCUGAAUUUUAAUUAUUUUAGCCUCCUCUUCUCAACGGUGGUCGCGUUUGUCUCGCUACUGCUAAUUCAGGUGAAGUAUCUGCUCGAGUUUAUAAAAUAUAUGGACUCAUCUUUUGGUAUGAACUACAUCGGGCAGGAUAAGUACAUCAACAAGGCGAUGUUUCUGCUGAACGACAUUGGGUACUCUUGUUUUGUUUCCUUCAUAUUUGCCAUUUUGUUUUGGGCCUUUUACAUUUUCAACAAGGCCAUGGGAUAA
Molecule: messenger RNA, 1731 nt
Organism: Plasmodium fragile
Lineage: Eukaryota; Apicomplexa; Aconoidasida; Haemosporida; Plasmodiidae
Exons: 1
Coding region: 1-1731 (576 amino acids)
Source: RefSeq, a predicted model, not a curated record